UGCCCACAAUCAGCCGGCCCAUAGUAAAAAGGCGCUCCCUCAGUCCUCCCCCCAUACAAUUUUCCUCUGCCUCUCCUCUCUCUUACCAGCGCAGAGUCUCCCAUACAAACCCGCACCCUCACGCAUCGCAACACACGCAAAGUCCCUGCAAACCACCUCUCAACACCACAUUUCCCCUCUUUCCAGAGUCGCAUUCAAGAGCCGCCAAUAUGCCUAAGGUCGCUGCUAAGAAGGGUGCCAAGACUGAGAAGCGCCGGGGCAAGAAGGACCCUCUCGCGCCCAAGCGCGGUCUCUCUGCCUACAUGUUCUUCGCCAACGAGCAGCGUGAGAACGUCCGUGAGGAAAACCCCGGCGUGUCAUUUGGCCAAGUCGGCAAGAUCCUGGGUGAGCGCUGGAAGGCUCUUAGCGACAAGCAGCGCGCUCCCUACGACGCCAAGGCCGCUGCCGACAAGAAGCGGUACGAGGACGAGAAGGCCGCCUAUAAUGCCGGCGGCGACGAGGAUGAGUCGUCUUAGAACACUCUUCCUUUCUCGCUGAUUUGUCCUUCGCGAACAAAUAUUAGGCCUAAACGACGAGACUUUAAAUCUCGACCGCUUGAGCCCUUGUGGCUUCGUGGUCAUCCCGAUGUGAGGACCUGGACAGGUCCUCCGCCGGGCUCAUUUUCUUGCUUGCGUCUUUGGGUCGGGACGGUGUUGCACGCGUGAAGGCACGGAAUGGGUUUUUGCUUUGACAUUGUCGUUUCUCAUCUUCGAUUUUCUUUUUGACGAAUUCCCCAACACCCAUACACGACACCUCCCCAAUCCCACUCGCCUGGGACCUCUAGGAUGGGUUUGGAGUGCACCACCCAGCACUCCACCACCCUUUACUUCAUCGACUUUGACGACUUUAUUCGCUCCCUCCCCUAAGAUACCCAUUCCCAAACCUAAGCUGGGUGCUUGGGGCGCGUCAUGAGCAUCGAUGAGAAACUUGUAUCACUAGCAUUAGGGGAAGGAUAGCUUUCUUUUCUGAAAUGAAAAAGAGCCGUUUUCGAACCGUCAAACCAGAACGAACAGAACAUCGCCAUGA
Gaeumannomyces tritici R3-111a-1 is the source of this 1065-nucleotide messenger RNA. Its product is annotated as non-histone chromosomal protein 6. The record is from RefSeq and is a predicted model, not a curated record. The transcript is spliced from 4 exons. NCBI's taxonomy places the organism in Eukaryota, Fungi, Ascomycota, Sordariomycetes, Magnaporthales, Magnaporthaceae. Bases 210 to 515 code for a protein of 101 amino acids.